AUUUAAAGAGCGCACAGCAGCCACUAACGAAACUGAGCUGAACAGGAGCGGUCUGUAAAGAGAGCAACAAACAGUCUGACCAGACUUUUUCAUCACUUGUUAAUAACCUACUCUACGUUCCUUCUAAGCAAGCAUGUCAUCUGCAAAAGGAGUUGCUAUUGGGAUUGACCUGGGCACCACUUACUCCUGUGUGGGGGUGUUUCAGCAUGGAAAAGUGGAGAUCAUCGCCAAUGACCAGGGAAACAGAACAACACCCAGCUACGUUGCCUUCACAGACACCGAGAGGCUCAUCGGAGACGCAGCUAAAAACCAGGUGGCCAUGAACCCCAACAACACCGUGUUUGACGCCAAGAGGCUGAUCGGCAGAAAGUUUGACGACCCAGUUGUUCAGUCCGACAUGAAGCACUGGUCCUUCCAAGUUGUCAGCGAUGGAGGAAAGCCUAAGGUGCAGGUUGAGUACAAAGGAGAAAACAAGACAUUCUACCCUGAAGAGAUCUCCUCCAUGGUCCUGGUGAAGAUGAAGGAGAUUGCUGAGGCUUAUCUGGGGCAGAAGGUGACAAAUGCAGUCAUCACAGUUCCUGCCUAUUUCAACGACUCCCAGAGGCAAGCGACUAAAGACGCUGGAGUAAUCGCUGGACUGAAUGUCCUGAGAAUCAUCAACGAGCCCACGGCUGCAGCCAUUGCCUACGGCCUUGACAAAGGCAAAUCUUCAGAGCGCAACGUCCUGAUCUUCGACCUGGGAGGAGGCACCUUUGACGUGUCCAUCCUGACCAUUGAAGAUGGCAUCUUUGAGGUGAAGGCCACGGCUGGAGACACACAUCUGGGUGGAGAGGACUUUGACAAUCGCAUGGUGAAUCACUUUGUUGAAGAAUUCAAGAGGAAGCACAAGAAGGACAUCAGUCAGAACAAGAGGGCCCUGAGGAGGCUGCGGACAGCAUGUGAGCGAGCCAAGAGGACUCUCUCUUCCAGCUCUCAGGCCAGCAUCGAGAUCGACUCGCUGUACGAGGGCAUCGACUUCUACACGUCCAUCACCAGAGCGCGCUUUGAAGAGAUGUGCUCAGACCUCUUCAGAGGAACACUUGAACCUGUGGAAAAAGCCCUGAGAGACGCCAAGAUGGACAAGUCUCAGAUCAAUGACAUUGUGUUGGUUGGAGGAUCAACAAGAAUCCCAAAGAUCCAGAAGCUUCUGCAGGAUUUCUUCAACGGCAGAGACUUGAACAAGAGCAUCAACCCAGACGAGGCAGUGGCUUACGGUGCUGCGGUUCAAGCCGCCAUCCUGACGGGAGACACAUCUGGAAACGUCCAGGACCUGCUGCUGCUGGACGUGGCUCCACUGUCCCUGGGCAUCGAGACAGCAGGAGGAGUCAUGACGGCCCUCAUCAAACGCAACACCACCAUCCCCACCAAACAGACCCAGACCUUCACCACCUACUCAGACAACCAGCCCGGCGUCCUGAUCCAAGUCUUUGAGGGAGAGAGGGCCAUGACCAAGGACAACAACCUGCUGGGUAAAUUUGAGCUGACAGGAAUCCCACCUGCUCCACGUGGAGUCCCGCAGAUCGAAGUGACCUUUGACAUCGACGCCAACGGAAUCCUAAAUGUGUCCGCGGUGGAUAAAAGCACUGGAAAAGAGAACAAGAUCACCAUCACCAACGACAAGGGCAGACUGAGUAAAGAGGACAUUGAGAGGAUGGUGCAGGACGCAGACAAGUACAAAGCUGAAGAUGAUCUGCAAAGAGAGAAGAUCGCUGCCAAAAACUCUCUGGAGUCUUACGCCUUCAACAUGAAGAACAGCGUGGAAGAUGAGAACCUGAAAGGAAAGAUCGGUGAGGACGACAAGAAGAAAGUUAUUGAGAAAUGUAACGAGGCCAUCAGCUGGCUAGAAAACAACCAGCUGGCUGAUAAAGAGGAGUACGAACAUCACCUGAAGGAGCUGGAGAAGGUCUGCAACCCGAUCAUCACUAAACUGUAUCAGGGAGGGAUGCCCGCUGGAGGCUGUGGAGCUCAGGCACGUGAAGCAUCAGGGGCCGGUGCUCAGGGGCCCACUAUCGAGGAGGUGGAUUAAAAUGCCUCAGGAAUGGAAUGGUCCAGGGACUCAUAAGACACUUUUUUUAUUCAAUCAUUACACAUUAUACUAGUUUACUCCAUUUUGCUACCGUUAAACUUGACAUUACUUAGUAAAUGUUUUAACUUAUAAAAUAAGUUUGAUAUUGUCUGAGAUGAGAUUUUAAAUUAUUUAUCAUUCAUGUUUUUACUGCGAUUAUUACGAAUGUUAUGAAACUGUAAAUAAAACUUUAUAUUUUAAA
Puntigrus tetrazona (Sumatra barb) is the source of this 2306-nucleotide messenger RNA. RefSeq names its product heat shock 70 kDa protein. Gene Ontology annotation, cellular component: vesicle; cytoplasm; blood microparticle. The record is from RefSeq and is a predicted model, not a curated record. Gene Ontology annotation, biological process: protein refolding; cellular response to unfolded protein. Gene Ontology annotation, molecular function: heat shock protein binding; ATP binding; ATP-dependent protein folding chaperone. Bases 134 to 2065 code for a protein of 643 amino acids. NCBI's taxonomy places the organism in Eukaryota, Metazoa, Chordata, Actinopteri, Cypriniformes, Cyprinidae. The transcript has 2 exons.